Thermochaetoides thermophila DSM 1495 is the source of this 960-nucleotide messenger RNA. RefSeq lists its product as uncharacterized. Lineage: Eukaryota; Fungi; Ascomycota; Sordariomycetes; Sordariales; Chaetomiaceae. The transcript has a single exon. Bases 1 to 960 code for a protein of 319 amino acids. Gene Ontology annotation, biological process: RNA splicing. The record is from RefSeq and is a predicted model, not a curated record. Gene Ontology annotation, cellular component: precatalytic spliceosome.
AUGGCCGACCGUCGUGACGGGCAUUCCCGCCGCGGAGGCGACAAAUCAUCCUAUCACGACGACAGAGACCGCCGGCGCGACCGCGACCGUGAUCGCCGGAGAGAUCGUGACGACGACGUUGAUAUCAGACGCCGCGACAGAGACAGGUCACGCUCCAGGGACAGAGGCGAUCGCAGCAGAAGAUACCGCUCGCGCUCCCGGUCGCGCGAUCGGUCCCGCGACAGAGAUAGGCACAGAGAUCGUGAUCGCGACCGCCACCAUCGUCGCUCGCGCUCGCGCUCACGCUCACCUAGGCGCGACAGGGAUAGGAGGGAUGAUCGGCGCGAUAGGGAGAGGGAUGAGAAGGCACAUCGUCGGCGGGAUGAUGAGCGCGGGGAGCGUGGAGGGACGCCAUCGAGGGAUCAUGGUGAUCGGAGUGUGAGAGAAGAGCUGUCUGACCGGGUAGACAACAAUCAGAAGUCUGGUAGCAACCACGAGGGCAGGGAACAGAGAGAUCAGAGCCAGAACCAGCAGCUGCCGCCUCAUCACCGCUCUGCUAGUCCGACCAAACGCAUGUUUGAGCGUGAUGGCGACGAGCCCACACAACUUCCAACUCGGUCCAAGCCUGGUGCCGGCACCCACGGUCACGGCCCAGCGCACGUGUCGUUCAAGGUUAUGAGUAAGGACAGUAAUCACGGCUCGGAGUAUCAAAGGCGCGAAAGCACCGGAGAUCAGCACAGCGAAGACUCCAGACGGUUCGAUGGCGAACCGAUGGAUGAAGAUGAGGAAGAGGUUGUGGUUGAGGAGGAGGGCCUAGACGAGAUGGCCAAGAUGAUGGGCUUCAGCGGGUUUGGGUCGACCCAGGGGAAGCAUGUCAUUGGCAACAAUGUAUAUGCUGUGCGGAAAGAGAAGAAGACCAAGUACCGCCAGUACAUGAAUCGUAUUGGCGGUUUCAACAGGCCCCUUAGUCCAACGAGGUAA